This is a messenger RNA of Carassius carassius (crucian carp), 3969 nucleotides long. RefSeq names its product biorientation of chromosomes in cell division 1-like 1 (gene bod1l1). Lineage: Eukaryota; Metazoa; Chordata; Actinopteri; Cypriniformes; Cyprinidae. The record is from RefSeq and is a predicted model, not a curated record. The transcript has 15 exons. Bases 442 to 3891 code for a protein of 1149 amino acids.
ACCCUGCUAAUCAUACAGACACCUUAUAUUUAAUAGUAUCUGUUGAUUGCCUUUACUAGAUUACACCCUCAGUAAUUUGCAAUCUGUUUGUAAAAAGUGUUUUAUACAUGUUUCUGUUGCACUAACGCAGUUUUGACCAGCAGGCGUCACCAGCGUGAGGCGUUUAGAGUGCUUCGAAACUAGGAAUCAUUUUGCGAAUCAAUUGGUUCAGUUGAUUCAAUGCUCGAAAAGCUUCGCUUCCCCAUAGACAUUUAAAUACUUGUCCGUUGCAGCGUGUCCUUUAGAUGGCGCUGAAUUUCCGCGCGUUUCCUUUUCUUCUUCUCCUGUUUUCUGUGCGUUGUAUAAACUUCCGGCGGGAGCUUCACUUCUGUAGCGCUCAGCUGCGAUUCGGUUCGUUUCGAAGGUUCCGCUGGCUCGAGUUCAGCCGGUUUCGACCCUGCGAUGUCGUCGCUUCACCCCGGAGACCCGCAGCUGGUGUCGAUGAUCGUCAAUCACCUGAAGACCGAGGGUCUGUUCGAUCAGUUCCGCAGAGACUGUCUCGCGGACGUGGACACAAAGCCGGCGUAUUUGCACUUACGACAGCGAGUGGAUAACUUCGUGUCCAAUCAUCUGGCAAACCACACAUGGAGCCCACAGCUGAACAAGAACCAGCUGAGAAACAGCAUCCGGCAGCUGGUCCUGCAGUCAGGCAUGCUGGAGCAGGGAGUGGACCGGAUCGUGGCUCAGGUCGUCGAUCCGAAGGUCCAUCACUCCUUUCGGCCGCAGGUGGAGCGUGUCGUCCGGAGGUUUCUGUCUCCAAACAGCCACGUGGAGGAGGACGAGCUUCCUCCUGUAGCUCCGCCCCUUCCUGCGGAAAACCAGGAAGCUGAACUUCUAACUGUAUACCCUGGAAGUGAUGCUGCUGGAUGCUCCGGCGCUGAUGAUGUCCAGAUCCCAGAGACCAGUGGCACUGACCCGAGCCUCGAGCACAGAGACGAGGAAAUGGACAUCAGCCUCCCCGAGGAGACGGAGGAGGAGCCGGAGGAACCACAACCUGGGAAACAGGAAGAGGAAGAGGAGGAGACGGAGGAGGUGAAGGACGAGGGAGACGCCGGGAACGGCAGUAAAUCCUCCGGGAAGAUCCGAGAGGAGAACCGCACAGACACAGACUCCCAGAAACCCUCCAGCGUCAAACAGAAGACCAGAGAGAGACUCAGAGAAGAGUACUCUCUGGAGGACUCUGAUCUGGACGGUCUCAGUGACAUCACGGUGAGUUCGGUCCACACCAGCGAUCUGUCCUCGUUCGAGGGAGACAGCGAUGAGGACGAGCCCCUGUCAGACUCCACCGAGGAGGGAGAGAUCAGCUCGGGGGAUGAGGGGGGGCGGGAGACGCCGGCCGGGGAAGACUCGGAGAAGAAGCCUCGGGGUGUGAGACAGGGAUACGUACACAAGCCCUUCCUGUACUCACGCUACUACAGCGACUCUGAUGACGAGGUGACGGUGGAGCAGCGCAGACGCUCGGUGGCCAAAGACAAAGAGGAGCGUCUACUGAAGCGGCAGCAGAACCGCGAGCGAAUGGAGGAGAAACGCAGACUGAGAGCAGCGCAGAACGAGGAACAGGAUCGCAAGAGACCCCGAGCUAAAGAGGCUCGAAAAGAGAAGAAGGUCCUGGAGAAGAAAGUGGCUCUGAGCAGACAGAGAAAGAGAGACUCCAGGAAAGAGGACGACAGGAAGAAAAGUGACACUGAAAGUGAUUCAGUCAGCAAAGAUGUGAAGCCGGCGGGUCUGAAGUCAGUGCGACGGCCGUCUGAUCUUGAGGAGCAGCGCAGGAAGAAGACCGACAGCGAGGAGAAACACCCUGACAAAAACCGCGUUCACUCCUUCAUCCUGGACCUGGAGCUGGGAACAGAAGAACGCCGCAAAAACACUCGGAAAGACCCGCUUUCCAAAGAAAAGGAGCGCAAGGAGAAAGAGGACCGCGUCCCUGACGAACGACUCAAGCACAAACUCAAGACGGAGAGCAGGAAGAGCGGAGACGCCGCGGCUGAAGAGAAAGAUGGAGGGACUGUGAAAGGAGCAGCUGAUGAGAAGAAGGGGUCAAAGGUCAAGACAGACAGGAAGAGUUCGGUGUCAUCUCGAGAAGGCAAGACGAGUGUGUCUGAAGCGGUGGAUGAAGCGAACCUGAAGAAAGGAAAGAUGGCUGUGAACGAGAAAGAGAAACCGAAGGGCGACUCGAAGCUGCUCCGGCGUCUGGACUCCACCGGCUCCUCAGAGGAGAGGUCAGAGGUCGAGACGGGUUCAGAGGUCAGCCGGAAGAAAGACAAGCACCCUAAAGAGAUUCUCAAGAGGGCAAAGAGUCACCCGGAAGCUAAACCUGUAGAGAAGCCCAAGGUGCGGACGGAUAGGAAGGAUUCGUCUGUGGACAAGACUCAUCCACAGAAAUCCGGCUCGGAAACCGAGAGCGAGGUCAGAAAGACAGAGACGGGUUCAAAGGUCAAAUCCCUAACGGAGAAGCACAAGUCUAAACCCCAGAAUCCCACUGCGGGCAAAUCAGACAAAAAAACGGAAGCCAAGAGUAAAGCAGGAACCACAGAACAGAAGAAAGAGGACAAGAAAACCUCAGAGGAGAAACCGAAGCUCUUGAAGAAAACAUCCGAGAAGAAGGUGGAGAAAGAUUCCGAGAGCAAGUCUGGAGAGAUGGAGAGUCCUGGCACUGGAGAACCACUAGAACCCGCCGCGGCCUCCGGUUCCACACCUGUACCAGACGAUCCGUACGCCGCUCUGAGUGACAUCACUCCAGAAACUGAGGACGAGGACGCCGUGGUCAGAGAGCCCCGCCCACUGACUGCAGAAGCCGACGCCCUCUUGAGCCUGAUGGGUGUCCACACCUCCGCCUCAGAGCUCUCUGUCCAGAGGGAAGCGGAGGCCGAUAUGAUGAUGAAGGAAGCGGCGCUGGCACUGCUCUCCAUGGAUCCAGAUACCGCUCGCUCCUCGGAUCUCAUCACGGAUUCUCCGGUCGCUAUGGAGACACUCCCUACAGGCAGUGAGGACACAGGAAGUGGGUUACAGUCCUCUGUGAUCGCUACAUCUACCGCCACAGCAGAGCCCAUGGAGACAGAGGCUCUCGGGUCACAGGAAGUGACAUCAGAGGCUGGAGAUGAGCAGACCGAUGAAAGACUUACAGCAGAUGCAACUGAGCCCACACAGUCUCUCAUUCCAGAUGCAGACGAGUCCCUGCAAACUCUUAGUGCAGAUGCUGCUGAGACAGCUCAGACCUUCACUGCAGACACAGCUGAAUCCACGCUGACAGUCAGCACAGAUGCAGCCGAGCUGGCAGACAUGCAGUCCAUGCAGACCUUCACUGCAGAUGCUGCCGAGUCCAUGAAGACUGGUCUUACAGAUACUGCUGAGACAGGACAGACCCUCCCUGCAGACAUGGCUGUGUUACCUGCUCACACCCUUGCUGAAGAUGCAGUGGGAUCCAUGCCAGAGGUUACAGCAGACACAGCUGAGCCUGCGCAGACGAUCACUACAGACACAGCUGAGCCUGCGCAGACACUCAAUACAGAUCCAGAGGAGCCUGCGCAGACACUCACUGCAGACACAGAAGAGACAGACACGGAUGAGCCUGCGCAAACGAUCUCCACAGAUGCAGCUGAGCCUGAGAUGGACUCUACAGAUCCAGGCACUCCAUCGGUCUCAGACGAGCAGAAGCAGAGGUCAUCAGAUGACUCUGAGAUGGUGGAGCAGACGGAGAGCGGCACGCAGUCAGGACGAUCAUCCGCUCAGAGGACAGCUAAUCAAACCAGCACUGAUGCUGAAAAAGAGCAAACGGCUUCUAAAGAGGUGAGUUUUCUUCUUUUUCUCUCUCCUUUUCUGGCAUGUAAGGAAAAAAAUCAUGUUAAGUCAUGACUUAUGAGACCUAAUUGUUUAAGAUUGGGCUUUUAAGUCGAAAUUAGACAUACUAAGUCAUACCAAGUCAUAAUUAUG